Molecule: messenger RNA, 348 nt
Organism: Oldenlandia corymbosa var. corymbosa
Lineage: Eukaryota; Viridiplantae; Streptophyta; Magnoliopsida; Gentianales; Rubiaceae
Source: the annotation of a GenBank genome assembly
AUGUAUCUUGAAGUCGAACAGUACGCCUGCAGCUGUGUCUAUGACGUAGCCAAUACAAUACUGCUUUUUCCACCUUCCUUUGAUGUUUGCAGGUCGUCAAUCAUUUUUGAAUACCUCAAAAUGGAUCGAAUAACUGAUCUUGUUGAUAAAAGGUCAGAGCAAGUCUCAAUAGAAGAAGGAGAUGGAAAGGCUCUUCGGAAGAUUGCUGCUGCCUUGCCAGGGAUGGAUACACUUUCAUCAACAAGUCAACAAGACAUGGUUGAGGUAGUUUUGAAGCGAGAGGCAAAAUCGUCACAAAUAGAGCAGCAAGGAGGAGGUUGUGCAUGCGAGAUUCAUUAUCUUGAGUAG